CCUUCUGGACUCCUCUCUCUGGAGCCUCGUCCCCUCGACAACCCACAAUCCACCCCACCCCACCGGACCCCGAGUCAGUCAACAACCUCACGACACGACUCGGAAACCAUGCGCGCGGCACUCCGAUUGCUCGCGACCGCGACGGGUACCGUCCGCCCGUCCGCCCGCUUCCUCAAGCCCGGCUCCCCGACCGGCCUCACCGGCCUCGGCACCCACCCGUCGCCGCGCUCCGCCCUGCUGUACCUCUACAACCACACCCUCGACAAGCUCAAGCAGAUCCCCGAGCACUCGCUGUACCGCCAGUCCGCCGAGGCCCUGACCAAGCACCGCCUCGCCAUCGUCGAGCAGUACGUGCCCGACGGCUACGACGCCUGGCAGGAGCGCGCCCGCAAGCUGCUCGAGAAGCACAAGAGCGACCUCACGGCCCGCCAGUUCGACGGCCAACAUGCCCGCCUCGUCGAAGGCCCCGACGGCCGCGCUUACUUCAUCCGCCAGAUGGUCACCCCGCAGGACUGGCGCGACGUCGAGUGGGAUGGUGCCGUCCUGGAUCCGCACUUUUCCUGGGUUCAGACCGGCGAGGAUGUCGUCGGCGCGGUCAAGCUGGAAGACAGUGACAAGCUGCUCGAGCUGGACAAGAUCAGGGAAUCAGACCCGGUUGCGUAUCGCCAGGGUCUCAGGGAUCUCGGUAUCAAGAUGGGCGGUGUUGUCGAGGACAAGAGCCCCGUCGAGUGGGAGUCGGAGCCACCGUUGAGCGCUGAACAGAUUGCUGAGAUGGAGGCCAGGAUUGGUUCUGGCUUGAUUGAGGAGGUUGUUCAGGUUGCCGAAGGCGAGCUUAAGCUGGUUGACAUUAUGACCCAGGCCAGGCCUUGGGAAGCUCUUGAGGAGGAGGCGCCAGAGGGCCAAUGGACUUACUUUGAGCGUAAGGAGUAAACAAACAUCGACAGACAUAGAGAAUGGGAACACAGGACCAACCAGGCCAUGACGGCCACCUAUUUUAUGAGCGUUACGAAGAAGGAGGGCAUUUUCCAGCCAGUUGUACCUAUACCAUACCACGCCGGGAGAUGUUUAUAAUCAUAGACUUUGGCAGGCGUGAAUGAACAUGCCCUCCUCAGGUGUUGUGGGCUUUACACUAAGGUAGUAGGUCUACCUUUAAAAACUAUGUGAC
Messenger RNA from Neurospora tetrasperma FGSC 2508, 1165 nucleotides. Its product is annotated as NADH dehydrogenase subunit. Gene Ontology annotation, biological process: respiratory electron transport chain. Lineage: Eukaryota; Fungi; Ascomycota; Sordariomycetes; Sordariales; Sordariaceae. The record is from RefSeq and is a predicted model, not a curated record. The transcript has 3 exons. The coding region runs from base 109 to 930 and encodes 273 amino acids.